Alexandromys fortis (reed vole) is the source of this 971-nucleotide messenger RNA. Its product is annotated as melanoregulin-like. Gene Ontology annotation, cellular component: melanosome. Gene Ontology annotation, biological process: melanosome transport; melanocyte differentiation. The record is from RefSeq and is a predicted model, not a curated record. NCBI's taxonomy places the organism in Eukaryota, Metazoa, Chordata, Mammalia, Rodentia, Cricetidae.
ACCCGGGGAAUUAAAAGAGAGAGGGAAAAGCUCCCGCAGAAACGUGCGGCUCGCGUCCCUCGGCCGCGGCGUGAUGCGCACGGCCCGGCCCGUGACGCCGCGGCCACCCCGUCUCCGCGCCCCAGCUGCCAUCGCGCGCCUGGCUCUGGGAACCCGGUGUCCGUCUUCGCUCCCUAUGGGGCUGCGCCGCUGGCUACCGAGCGCCUGCUGCUGCUGCUGCUGCCCGUGCCGGUGCCUGGAGGAGCCCGCGCGGCCGGAGAAGGAGCCGCUGGUCAGUGGUAACAAUCCGUAUUCCUCAUUUGGAGCAACUCUGGAGAGGGAUGAUGAAAAGAAUUUAUGGAGUAUGCCUCAUGAUGUGUCCCACACAGAGGCAGACGAUGACAGGAUCUUGUAUAAUCUGAUAGUCAUUCGUAAUCAGCAGACUAAAGACUCAGAGGAGUGGCAGAGACUCAACUAUGAUAUCUACACGCUGCGACAGAUUCGCAGGGAAGUGAGAAACAGAUGGAGGCGAAUCCUCGAAGACUUGGGUUUUCAAAGGGAAGCCGACUCUUUGCUGUCAGUGACCAAACUCAGCACCAUGAGUGAUUCUAAAAACACAAGAAAAGCCCGAGAGAUGCUGUUGAAACUGGCUGAAGAGACCUCCAUCUUCCCAGCCAGCUGGGAGCUCUCUGAGAGGUAUCUCUUGGUUGUGGACUGUCCCAUUGCUCUGGAUGCUGCCGAGGAGUUCUUUAAGAUUGCUAGCCGAACUUACCCCAAGAAGCCAGGGAUCCCAUGCCUGGCAGACGGCCAGAAAAAACUGCACUACCUUCCGUUUCCAAGUCCCUAAAGGAUGGCCUGGAAGAAGAUCAGAGUUCUUUCACCAUGACACCGCAAUUUACCAAAGCUGGACCACCACCUGUGGUUGCAAGUGAGCCAGGAGACGGCUUUCUACACUCAGACACAAUCCUGAAUCCUACAAAAUACACGGUCUU